UCUGGUGUGGCCCCCAAUGUCCCCUGGAAGAUAUCCACUCACAUGAAAAGGGAGACCCUGAAAGGAUCAUCAUUCAGUGCUACUCAUGUUCCUUGUGUCUUUGCCUCUUGUCGGUUCUCGCUUAUUUUGAUUCUUUCUCCUGUCAUCAUCAUACGUUAGUGUCAACAUUAUACACACAGUUUUUUUUUUGAACGCAAGACUCACUCACCAUGGAUGAAAUCAACCCUCUUCCCGACAACUACCACCAAGCCCUCAAGCUCAUCGAUGAGGCGCACGCCCGGGAUCCGAGAUCGGCCGAGAGGGAGUCCGGUUCUGUGCCGUUUGAGCUCGAUUAUGCUCAGCACAUGACAAGAUGGUUGGCGUUGCGCGAACCUGGAGCAUCGCCCGUUUUGCAGCUUGCAUGCCGGGCUCAGCAUUUCCGACGCUGGGAAAUCCCGCGAAGCAGCUACCCCAUGACUCGGCCCGGAUAUCUCACCUGGCGCGCCAAGCUCAAGUCCCAAGCGGCAAAGCAGGUGGCCGAGCUGCUCGCCGACGCUUCCAUCCAGCCUCCGCUGAGCCAGGAGGAGAUCGACAGGGUGGCCGCCCUGGUAAGGAAGGAGGAUCUCAAGACCGAUAGCGACACUCAGGUACUUGAGGACGUCGCCUGCCUGGUAUUCCUGGACGAGCAGUUCGACGACUUUGAGAAGCGGCCGGAUAUCGACGAGGAAAAGAUGGUGGGCAUUUUGAGGAAGACAUGGGGCAAGAUGAGUCCGUCUGGUCAUGCACUGGCGCUCCAGAUGCACUUGAGCGAACGGGCUAAGAUCCUGAUCGAAAAGGCUUUGGGUGUUUAGAAAUGGAAAGUCACAUGACAAAUGAAGAGAACAGGAAUAAAUUGUCAAAUGGGGGGUUCAAACAAUGACAUUUAAUAUCGCGUGUUUGUGAAAUGCAGAGAGGAGUGAGAGGCUGGAUGCACUACCUACCAGCUGUGUAACGUUUUAGCGCUAUGGUAGGGAUUGGGGGUCCCUUUUUAUAGGGUGAUAAUGGCCUGUGCACAAUUGCAAAUUUCGCUGCAAGACUCGGCUCCGAACUGCAUUUUAUCGUUGGAAAAUAAAGGAUUUAAAACUUGGAAACAUCAGAACACUUUAUCAACUAAUAUUCUGC
Neurospora tetraspora is the source of this 1140-nucleotide messenger RNA. RefSeq lists its product as uncharacterized. NCBI's taxonomy places the organism in Eukaryota, Fungi, Ascomycota, Sordariomycetes, Sordariales, Sordariaceae. The coding region runs from base 210 to 830 and encodes 206 amino acids. The record is from RefSeq and is a predicted model, not a curated record. The transcript has 2 exons.